This is a messenger RNA of Cyanistes caeruleus (blue tit), 675 nucleotides long. The record is from RefSeq and is a predicted model, not a curated record. Lineage: Eukaryota; Metazoa; Chordata; Aves; Passeriformes; Paridae.
GCUCUGGGGGGCUCUGGGGGCUCCCCACAAAUCCCAAGGGGAAGGAUCCCCACCCUCCUCUGGUUCUCCCAGGUGAAGCUGCCCCCGCAGAAGGAGGUGAUCACGGCCGAGGAGCUGAUGGCACAUCUGGGGAAUUGCAUCCUGGCCACCCAACCCCGCGACACCUCAGAGGGGCUGCAGCUGAAUUUCCAGCAGAACAUCAGCGACACCAUGACGGUCCUGCCGAAGCUCUCGACGGGGCUGGACGUCAACGUGAGGUUCACGGGGGUCUCAGACUUCGAGUACACCCCCGAGUGCAUCGUCUUCGACCUCCUCAACAUCCCGCUCUACCACGGCUGGCUGGUGGACCCCCAGAGCCCGGAGCAGGUCCAGGCCGUGGGCAAGCUCAGCUACAACCAGCUGGUGGAGAAGAUCAUCACCUGCAAACAGGCCAGCGACUCCAGCCUGGUGAGCGAAGGGCUGGUGGCCGAGCAGUUCCUGGAGUCCACGGCGUCGCAGCUGACGUUCCACGGGCUGUGCGAGCUCACGGCCCGGGCCCGCGAGGGAGAGCUCGGCGUCUUCUUCCGCAACAACCACUUCAGCACCAUGAUCAAGCACAAGGGUCACCUUUACCUGCUGGUGACGGACCAGGGCUUCCUGCAGGAGGAGGGGGUGGUGUGGGAGAGCCUGCACAGU